Messenger RNA from Anneissia japonica, 3390 nucleotides. RefSeq names its product synaptotagmin-14-like. The record is from RefSeq and is a predicted model, not a curated record. Lineage: Eukaryota; Metazoa; Echinodermata; Crinoidea; Comatulida; Comatulidae. The transcript has 5 exons. The coding region runs from base 790 to 2346 and encodes 518 amino acids.
CUCAGGCAUACAAGUUGCUGUGAUCCCGGAAAGCCUCUGCAGGGAGGUAACAUUUCAUAAAAUGUGUGUUUAUGGAUGCAUUCAACAUGUGUACUGUGGAAUUAACAUAUAUCAACCUGGCUUGAAUUUGAAUAUUAAUUUGUGAUGUUGGAUGUCUACACUUGUCUGUAAAAUUCAGAGGAGUUUCCAGUGCCUUUCAAUUUUAAAGUUUCAUUUCUCUUACUGAAAUGCCACUACAGAUUGCUGCUGUAGCUUUCAAACAACUCUUGUCAUCCUGUAGGGGCGUAUACUGCAAUAGAUAAAUUCUAUUGUUUCACAAAUAUUUGCGUCAUUAGGGUCCAUCAUAGCUUUGUUUUGAUUAUGCAAAUAUUGAAUUAUUUCUAUGCUAAAUAUGUCGUCAUUAAUUUGCCCGCUCAUUGAUUCUGUUAACUAAGCUGGUAUAAUCAGGCUAGUAAAGCACCGGCAAACAACAACUUGGAUAAGAAUUGUCCACUUUGAAUCAAGCUUGUGAAGAACACACCUGUUUGGUACAGGAGGAUCUGGCAGCUUUCCAUGCGUUUAUCCGAUUGUCAGGCUCAGUAAAAAUUAUGGAUUUUUGACACCCCAUCAUAGAAGCCCAUUCCUAUACCGGUGGAAUAUUCGCAUGUUUUGUCAAACCACCCUUACCAUAACAGAGUGACGCAGGGUUUUUUUUUUCCGUGGAUAAACAAUGCAAAGCUUGUAAUCGUUUGGAUUUGUAGAUCUAGUGUCCGCAAACAGGUAAAUUUACCCACCUUUGUGACCAUAAACAUGCCAUUGGAUGAUAUAUUUUCAACAGUUGGUGGAAAAAUUAGUUCCAUCGGUGACAGUGUCACUUCAACUGUUUCAUCAAUUGGGGAUUCGGUUGAAUCCUCCUUCACAUCAUUUUUUGGUCUUGAAAAAAGAGAACCAUCCAAGCCGGAGGAGAAUGUAGAGAAUAAUAACAAUGUACAGCUAGAUGAAGAGGAUACACUUGUUGAAAUUAAAAAUGACCCAAACAACGAAGGGGAAUUCCUUAUUGAAGAGGAACAGGUUAUCAGUGGAGAAACAAGUGAAACUGCACAACCUGAGGAUUUAGACUUUCGAAAGGGGUCACUUGCUGACCUUCAUUAUGAAGCACAGGACUUACCAGAUGAUGGUGUCAGGCGUUCCCGAUCUCCAAGCUACAGAGAAUAUGAACAUUCUCGGAGAUCGUCAUCGGUUAAGAGUGCAGGGACUGAGGAAUUUUUCCCAACAAAUGUGAAAGGUGAACAAGGUUAUGAACCACCAGUUCGAUCUGAAGACCUGGGUGAUGUUGAGCAAGGUACUGUGGGUAGCGGAAGUUUUGGUUCGUCAGGUGGGCUUUUUGACCAGGAUGAUGAAAACGACACAAUCGCCAUGGGAGGCGAGGCUGGAGAGGAAAAGCCAAGGGAACCACCACCAACUGUAGGUAACCUUGAAGUAGCAUUUUCAUACAGUGGGGAAGCACGAAGAAUGAACAUCACUGUCGUUAAGGUCUCAGAUAUUCCUGCAAAAGAUCGAGGUGGCCCCGGAAGCUGUCGGGUCCGACUUGCCCUUAUGCCAAGUAAACGACAACGAGCAAAGACAAGGAUUCGUGAGGGCGAGAAUCCAGAAUUUAAAGAACUCUUCCGUUUCACACGUCUUUUUCCGCAUGAAUUAGCAAGUACAUCAAUGAGGUUCCGACUAUUUGGAACAGAAAAGAUGCGUAAAGAACAGUUGAUUGGUGAAUGUGUGACCAAGUUUUCAUCUUUGAAUACGAAUACGACAACCACACAGACCAUAACGAUACCAAUCCUUGCCCGUAGUGAUACGGUAAGUAGUGGGACAUCUUCUCCAUAUUCCAGUUCUUCAGAUCUGUCACACAGUGAGAGUAACUCAUCGUUACAGUCCAUGCAACAUGGUGGAAUGCCUGAGCUUCUCGUGGGGCUUUCAUACAAUUCAACAACAGGACGGUUAUCGGUUGAAAUUCUCAAAGGCAGUCAUUUUAAGAAUUUAGCUGCUGGCCGUGCUCCAGAUUCAUAUGUAAGAGUGUCACUCAUGUCAUCGAGUGGGUUUGAGAUGACCAAGAGUAAAACUUCAAUUCGUCGUGGUCAACCAAAUCCAACUUUCAAAGAAACAUUUAUCUUCCAAGUGGCACAGUUUCAGCUUCCAGAUGUCACGCUACUUUACACGGUCUUCAACAAACGUGCCAUGAAGCGCAAAGAGACUUUGGGCUGGUUUUCAAUGGGUCUACAGAACAGCAGCGAAGAAGAAUUGGCUCACUGGAAUGAAAUGCGGGAUUCUAAGGGCCACCAGGUCUGUAGGUGGCAUGCUCUUCUUGAACCAUAAGUGUUUACUACCCUCUACGGCUAACUGUCAACCAACUUCAAUGAUUUCUCCAUUCCUCUCCUCCCCUACAAUAUUGUAGCCUGAAACUGUCAUCUAUGUAUGUACUCAAAUUAUAAUUAUUCAUCAAGAUGGCAUAAAAAAUCGAUUACUAUCUUUCGAUUUAAAAAAAUCAUGUAACAAAUUUUACCAAAGGAGCUGUUAUUGAAACAUAUUUGUCAAUAGGUAUGUAUUCUCAAAUGUAGAGAAUAGGACUAACUAUAGUUUUCAACUAAUGUUAUUCCUGGACUAAUUAAAGUAUUAUCAAUAUUAAAAUAUUUAUGAAUAUUUACUUAUUUUUUUCAUUUGUUUAAUAUUUUGUACAUUUUCAGAGCAGUUGUAUCCUCUGGAAAAGAUACAUCACUGCAUGUGUAGCAAUUAAAUUACUGGAAUGCAGUGUAAUUUUGUCCUGUACAAAAUAUUUUUGGUACAAUAUUAUAAAAACAUGUACGGACUAGUCGAUGGAACUACCCUAAACUUAAACCAUACGUUAUUUGUUAAAUUUGUAAAAUUUGUUUUCAUUCUAUACCAAAAAUUGUAUACUUUAGAAUUUAUUUUUGCCUUUUACUUUAAAAAAAAUUCAAUUUUAAGCUUUAGGCUUGGUGAAGUGGUAUACAAUGACUUGGUAGUUUUACAAUAUAACUUGUAAUAUAAAAAAAAAUAAUAAUAAUGUAUUAUAAGAAUUCUUCAUUAUCAGUUUUAAAAAGAAAAAAGAAAAAUCAUUUUGAUGUACAACCAAUUUAAAUCUGUAUUUCACCAUGUUACCAUGUUUUAAAUCAUAUUAUGUAUAGCAUAUGAUAGAUAUACAUAUAUAUAAUAAUCUACAUAAUAAUGUAUAUAAUAAAGAAUAUAUAAUAUAUAUAUAAUAUGUACAUACAUAUGACUGUGAACAAAUUUAAUGGCAGCAACAUCAUUCUCAACACAUUCUAAUAAUGUAAGAGGCAUUUAUUUGAGUAAAUAUGUAUUCAUUUUACACCAAACAUCCUGAGGUGUUUAUAUAAAUCAUAU